UGUGUGCCUGCGUGUGUGUGCCUGCGUGUGUGUGUGUGUGUGUGUGUGUGUGUGUGUGUGUGUGUAAUGGACCAAAAGGCUAAAGAUCAGCACAGUGGAGACACGUUCGCCUGUCAGUCAAACGUAAGGGUAAAAGUUCCGCAAAGUCCGCUCAGUCGAUCGCCGAGCGGCCGCCGGAGUGGGCCGAGCUGACAUGACGGACGGUUCCGGAAGGUUCCACCAGCCCGCCACGGCUCCUCCACGCUCGGUGUCCGCGGCGGCGCGACUCGCUCCUCCGUCUCUAACCGGAUAAAAGACCGCGCUGGCGGGACGCAGGUCGGAGCGGCUAGCAGGCUAAAGCUAACGGCUAACGGCUAACUGCUCCGGGAUGUUCGGGUGUCUGGUCGCCGGCAGGUUGGUGCAGACGGACGCGGCGCAGGUCGCCUCCGACAAGUUCGUGUUCAACCUGCCGGACUGCGACAGCGUGAACCACGUGGUGGUGUUCAUGCUGGGCACCGUCCCGUUCCCCGCCGGCACGGGCGGCGCCGUCUACUUCUCCUUCCCGGACCCGGAGGGCGGCGGCCCGGUGUGGCAGCUGCUCGGCUUCAUCACCAACGACAAGCCGAGCGCCAUCUUCAAGAUCUCCGGGCUGAGGGCCGGGGGGGGCGGGGCGGCGGGCGCGCACCCCUUUGGCGCCGUGCCCGCCUCCUCGGCGUCCCCCUCCGUGGCCCAGGUGGGCGUGUCGGUGGAGGCUCUGGACCAGCUGGCCCAGCAGAUCCCGGUGUCCAGCGCCGCCGUGUCCUCGGUGGACUCGUUCCGCCAGUUCACCCAGAAGAUGCUGGACAGUCUCUACAACUUCGCCUCCUCCUUCGCGCUGACGCAGGCGCAGAUGACGCCGAACCCCACGGAGACCUUCAUCCCGUCCAGCUGCGUCCAGCGCUGGUACGAGAACUUCCAGAGGAGGAUGGCCCAGAACCCCAACUACUGGAAAACCUGAUGACCGGACCCCGAACCUGAUGACCGGACCCCGAACCUGAUGACCGGACCCAGAACCUGAUGACCGGACCCAGAACCCAGACCUUGAUGAUCUUGUGAGCAGAGACACUGGAGCUCAGACCAAAGGGACAGUUUCCUCAGUGCCUCAUAAACAAGAGGAAGAUUUUUAUUUGCAGUUUAUAUUUAGAGAAUAAAGUUGAAGUAAAAUCAGAUGUUACAUUUUGCAUAUAUGGUGAAUAAAGUUGAAAUUUCAAUAUCAAAGUGAAACUCGUGAGAAUCAAUCAAACCACCGACACCAGCUCAGUUAUGUGCAGAGGAUUGAUUCAGAAUCAAUGUGACUUCAUUCUCGACGUGUUCAUUUUCCAAAAGGAAUAAAAAUCUUCCUCAUAUUUUUGUCCUCUCGCGUCUGACGCUGGUCUGAACUGCUGCGUCUCAUCAGCUGAUGUUUUAUUGAUCUGCUCUAAUAAAGAACCGGCAGUUAUUAAAAAGUGAAUAUUAUUACA
Molecule: messenger RNA, 1478 nt
Organism: Scophthalmus maximus (turbot)
Lineage: Eukaryota; Metazoa; Chordata; Actinopteri; Pleuronectiformes; Scophthalmidae
Gene: hikeshi
Product: heat shock protein nuclear import factor hikeshi
Exons: 1
Coding region: 368-976 (202 amino acids)
Biological process (GO): protein import into nucleus
Cellular component (GO): nucleus; cytosol
Molecular function (GO): nuclear import signal receptor activity; Hsp70 protein binding
Source: RefSeq, a predicted model, not a curated record